AUGGCACUCUCCUCAAUGUUAACACAAUACUUCCCUCCCCCUCCAACACUCACCGAAUCCUCCCUCCCCUCGCAAAAGGGCAAAAUAUUCAUCAUAACAGGCGGAAAUGCCGGCGUCGGUCUCGAGCUCAUCAAACUCCUCUACCCAACCGGCGCGACCAUCUACAUGGCAUCUCGCUCGUCCGAACGCGCCAGCGCCGCCAUCAAAACUAUCACCUCAUCCAAUUCGGAAAACGCAAAGAAUUUGAAAUUCCUGCAGCUCGAUCUGAAUGAUCUCCACUCCGUGCGCGCUGCAGCGAAGAAAUUCCAGAAUCUGGAGGGGAAAUUAGAUGUGUUGUGGAAUAACGCGGGGAUAGGAACGGUGCCGGUAGGCACGAAGACUGAACAGGGUAUUGAAGCCAAUAUGGGCGUUAACGUGAUCGGUCCCUUAUUAUUCAGUACAUUGCUCGUCCCGCAACUUCGCGCCGCCGCAGCGUCUGCUCCAGCAGGAAGCGUUCGCGUCGUAUGGACGAGCUCGUGGAUGAUGGAAGGCGGUGCGCCGAAGGGCGGGUACACUUUAUCGGAGCUUGAGAAAGGGGGGAGUAAAGACGCGACGGUUAAUUAUUCGACGAGUAAGGCGGCGAAUUUUAUCGUUUCGAAUGAAUUCCAGAAGAGGUACGGGAAGGAGGGGAUUGUGAGCGUGUGUCAGAACCCGGGGAAUUUGAAUACGACGAUUUAUGAUAGUGUGAACCGGGUUGUGAUGGUUUUUGUGAGGUGGUUCCUGUUGCAUCCGGUGAAGAUGGGGGCGUAUACGGAGGUGUUUGCGGGGUUGGGGGAGGGGGUGGGGGGUGGGUAUGUUAUUCCUUGGGGGAGGGUGCAGGAGAGGAGGAAGAAUCCGAGGGGGGAUAUUUGGGAGGCGAUGGAGAAUGGGAAGGGAGAGGUGUUGUGGGAGUGGUGUUUUAAGAAGAUUGAUGCGUGUAAGGAGAAGGUAUAG
Messenger RNA from Glarea lozoyensis ATCC 20868, 972 nucleotides. RefSeq names its product NAD(P)-binding Rossmann-fold containing protein. NCBI's taxonomy places the organism in Eukaryota, Fungi, Ascomycota, Leotiomycetes, Helotiales, Helotiaceae. The coding region runs from base 1 to 972 and encodes 323 amino acids. The record is from RefSeq and is a predicted model, not a curated record. The transcript has a single exon.